This is a messenger RNA of Python bivittatus (Burmese python), 2551 nucleotides long. The record is from RefSeq and is a predicted model, not a curated record. NCBI's taxonomy places the organism in Eukaryota, Metazoa, Chordata, Lepidosauria, Squamata, Pythonidae.
GGAGGAAGAUCCCUCGAAGUCACCGCGGCGGCCGCGAGAGAGCCAGCAGCGCGGCCGGGAGCGGUCGGUCGCCCCGUCUGGCGGUCGCACAAGAGGACCAAGAGAGCCGGGCUGAAGACGCCCCGCGACGCCUUUUGGGUUCCCGGCUGUACGUUGCUCUGAGGGUGAGGGGGCUUCUGCUGCCGCCUGAAGCCAUGCCUACGCGAAGGGAGGAGUGCGCGGUCGGAGGAGGGGAGACCUUUGUAAAAGAAGAGGAGGAGGAGGAGGAAGAGGCGAAGGUGGCUAAAGGACACACACAGUUAUGGACUGGGGAGCCCUGCAAGCCAUCUUAGGAGGUGUAAACAGACACUCCACCAGCAUUGGGAAAAUCUGGCUCACUGUCCUGUUUAUUUUUCGUGUCAUGAUUCUUGUAGUUGCUGCAGAAAAUGUCUGGGGAGAUGAGCAGAAUGAUUUCACUUGCAAUACCCUACAACCUGGAUGCAAAAAUGUCUGCUAUGAUGAGUAUUUCCCAAUUUCUCACAUUAGACUUUGGGCUCUCCAACUUAUCUUUGUCUCCACUCCCGCCCUUUUGGUGGCAAUGCACGUUGCGUACAGAAAGCAUGAGAAAAAACGGGAAUACAGACAUGGAGAGAAAGUUGACAUUGAAGAUCUGAAAAGGCAAAAGUUUCAUAUUGAGGGAUCCCUGUGGUGGACAUACACUAGCAGCAUUUUUUUCCGAAUUAUCUUUGAGACAGUCUUCAUGUAUAUAUUUUAUUACAUGUAUAGAGGAUAUAAAAUGCCUUGGUUAGUGAAAUGUACUGAGUUUCCUUGCCCAAAUGCAGUUGACUGUUUUAUUUCCCGACCCACUGAAAAAACUGUGUUUACUAUUUUCAUGCUUGUGGUAUCAGGCAUAUGUAUGUUUUUAAAUGUGCUUGAAUUAUCUUAUUUAAUGUUAAAGCUUUGCACAAAGAAGCCAAAAAAAGUAAAUUCACUCCCUAAUCAUUAGACAUUUAUAUCAUUAAUAUUUUAUUUUGCAUUAAUUAUGGAAUUAUUUACAGUCAUCAUGAAAACUGUAUGGAACCUUAUUUUAAAUGCCAUAUUUAUAUUGUUGGAAGAAAAGCAAAGUCAAAUUUUACUACCGAAAUUAUUCCAAGUUAAUGAUACUUCUAAAAAGCUAAUUUGUUUUUAAUGACUAGAUAAUGUUCUAAAUGCUUUUAAAUUAAUUGGUUGAUAUCCAUCUUCUUAACUGAAUUCAUUUAGGGAUAUUAUUCAGUACAUGCCCAUCUGUGAUAUGUGUUGGGAUCUUCCAAUAUUACAUUUAUACAAAAGGCUUGGGUUUGUUAUAUUGGCCUGGUUUUACUCCCCCUGUUGGUAGAGGAAAUCACAUGACCCUCAAACAUUUAUCAUUUGUUUUACUCCUAGGACUUAGGAAAGGUAACAGCAAUUGGUCAACUUCUUUACCCCUCAACUAACUUUAAGCUAUGCUUUAUAAUUCAGGCUGGUUUCAUAUGAAGUUGGCUAAUUAAAACAUGCCAUACUUAAAACUAACCACAUAAAUCAUCUCCACAUUUGGGUCUAUAGUAAUGAAGCUGGUGGGAUGCACAAUCUAAAGAUCAGUCACAUAAUUUAAUGCUUAGUGAACACAGCUAAUUGUCUCUGUAUUUUUCUUCUCUGUCUGCACUCAGUAGAUCUGAUUUUCAGCCACCAUCCUUUUAAAAAAGCCUAAUUCAUUUUCAAACUUUUGCUAGAGAGUUUGAUAUAUAGUAUUAGAAACCAUAUUUUCUAUUUUUAUUUUAUUAGAAGUUAUUUAAGGUUCCAUUCUGAUAGCAUUCUGGAAGGUCUUGAAACCUGACUAUUCUUGCAGGUCUUGGGGUAAGGUGAAAACAUACCCUCUCCCCCAUUUCAGAUUUGUGUGUUGUCUUGUAACUGUUUUGUAAUUUUAUCUGGUUUAAUUUUUUAGUGCAUUCUUAUUUACUUGUUUUUGCUUUUUUUUUUUUUUUACUGGAGUCGUAUGGAGUUGGAUGGCAUAAAAAAAUCAAAUAAAUAAAUUUGACAUAUUAGAAGUUAUUUAAUGUAAUACAAUAAAUUGCAUUACAUUCAUAUUUCAUUGAAUAUAUCAUGGAUGUCCAGUUCACGUAUUUUUAUAUACUUUUCCAUAAAUAACUAUAUAUAAACCACAUCUAGCAUUAAGAGCUUUACAUAGACAUAUGCACUUUGAUACUGGAAUAUAACAUGCACACUGUAAAAGAUAAAUAUUUGGUGCUAUUUGGUGGUAAUGAACUGUUUUAAGUUUACACUACAAUAUUAUACUUGGAAAAGCAACUGAACCUACCCUCUGUAGGUUUGCCUAAAUAACUAGAUUAUAAGGAAAAAAACUAUAUUGAGCUGGGAUUUGUAAUAACUUGCUGAAAAGAGCUUCACUUAAUCUAGAAAUAGGGUCGUGACAUAGAUUUUCUCCUGAAAAUCUGCUUCUGGUUCUACACUGGGAUUGAAAUUGUAUGCCAUAACCGUAGUGCUAUUAUGGGAAGUUUGAGGAAAAUACAAAACUGUAAAUAAAGAUUAUGUAAAAGAA